Esox lucius (northern pike) is the source of this 2555-nucleotide messenger RNA. RefSeq names its product pyruvate kinase L/R (gene pklr). Gene Ontology annotation, biological process: glycolytic process. Bases 361 to 1977 code for a protein of 538 amino acids. The transcript has 12 exons. Gene Ontology annotation, cellular component: cytoplasm. Gene Ontology annotation, molecular function: magnesium ion binding; pyruvate kinase activity; potassium ion binding. NCBI's taxonomy places the organism in Eukaryota, Metazoa, Chordata, Actinopteri, Esociformes, Esocidae. The record is from RefSeq and is a predicted model, not a curated record.
UGGUGUAUAUAGUGAGGGGGUGAAGGGAGGAGGUGGAGAGGAGACACUGAACACUGUGAAUGGUUGGUGUAUACAGUGAGGGGGUUGAGAGAGGAGCUGGACAGGAGAUACAUUGUGAAAGUACAGAGGCCAAUGACUAAGAAAAAAGACCAAAGGACAGACAUGCCAACAGGAAGAGAAGGGAAUGACAGAAACAUAUGAGAAGGAGAUGAAAAACAUUUUCCCUGAUUUAAUAUAAGUCUGAAAGCCAACAUUAGUGAGGGCUAUUUUGGUCUGACAAAAGGAGUGGACAGAAAGAGAGGCAGAAUAGGAAAGUACUCCUGGAAUUGAAAAGCUACUGUUGGAAUUUAAAAGGUCAAGAUGGGAGCUCGUAUAAGGCGUUACUCGGACGCCAUGCCACUCCCAGACUCCUUCAUUCAGAAGCAGCAGCUGGAUGCCAGCAUGGCCGACACAUUCCUGGAACACCUGUGUCUGCUGGACAUCGACCAGGAGCCAAUUACAGCCCGUAACACCAGCAUCAUCUGCACCAUCGGUCCUGCGUCUCGCUCCAUCCCCAAAUUGCAGGAGAUGGUGAAAGCAGGAAUGAACAUUGCUCGACUCAACUUCUCUCAUGGCUCUCACGAGUACCAUGGUGAGACCAUCAAGAACAUCCGUGAGGCUGUGGAUUCAAUGACCCCUGACCCCUUAUACUACAGGCCAGUAGCCAUCGCUUUGGACACCAAAGGCCCCGAGAUACGCACAGGCCUGGUUCGAGGGAGUGCAGCAGAGGAGGUGGAGUUGCAGCGUGGGGCCAGGGUGCGUGUGGUGACCGAUGAGGGGAACAGGGACAGUACAGAUGGCAGGGUAAUCUGGGUGGACUACCCCAGUCUGCCUCAGGUCCUCCAGAAGGGGGGGAGAAUCUACAUUGAUGAUGGACUCAUUGGACUGAAAGUGAUGGAGAUAGGUCCAGAUUGGGUGGAGGCUCUGGUGGAAAGUGGUGGUGUGCUGGGCAGCCGUAAGGGGGUCAACCUGCCAGGGUGCGACCUGGUAGACAUGCCCGCAGUGAGUGAACGUGACGAGACGGACCUGAAAUUCGGUGUGGCCCAGGGAGUGGACAUGGUCUUUGCCAGCUUCAUCCGCUGUGCCAAGGACGUCCGAGAGGUUCGGCGGGCCCUGGGCGCCUUCGGAAAGGACAUCAAGGUGAUCAGCAAGGUGGAGAGUCGCCAGGGAGUGCAGAAUUUCCUAGAGAUCCUGGCUGAGAGUGAUGGGGUAAUGGUUGCCAGGGGCGACCUGGGUAUAGAGAUCCCUGCAGAGAAAGUUUUCAUUGCUCAGAAAAUGAUGAUUGGACGUUGCAACUCUGCUGGCAAGCCUGUCAUCUGUGCCACACAGAUGUUGGAGAGCAUGGUAGCCCACCCCAGACCUACGCGUGCAGAGGGCAGUGACGUAGCUAAUGCAGUGCUGGAUGGAGCGGACUGUGUCAUGCUGUCUGGAGAGACGGCCAAAGGACUGUUCCCUGUGGAGGCUGUGUCCAUGAUGCACUCGAUCUGCAGGGAGGCUGAGGGAGCCAUCUUCCACCAGCAGUUGUUUGAGGAGCUCCGUCGGCUGACCCCUUUGUCCAAUGACCCUACUGAGGUCACUGCAAUAGGAGCUGUAGAGUCUUCCUUCAAAUGCUGUGCGGGAGCCAUCAUAGUACUGACUACUACUGGCAGAUCGGCCCAGCUCCUGUCACGGUACCGCCCACGCUGUCCCAUCGUCGCGGUAACAAGGACUCCUCAGGUGGCACGUCAGUCCCAGCUUCUGAGAGGUGUGUUCCCUGCUCUGUUUCACCCCCUUCCUGCCCCUGUGUGGGCCGACGACGUUGACAACAGAGUCAAUUUCGGCAUUGACAUAGGGAAGGUCAGGGGAUUCUUCAAGACCGGUGACAUGGUGAUUGUGGUGACCGGCUGGAUCCCUGGUUCUGGUCACACUAACAUCAUGAGGGCAGUUCAUGUGCCCUGAACACUCUGCUCCUAUUGGACACCACUAAGUAGCCCAAAAGCCCAACAAACACACCAGCAGAACCUAACUACAUUGCAUGGAUAAUCAGAACAAUAACCAAUUUCCUUCAUGAUGUGGGAAGCACUAUUUUUCCAUUUUCAUUUUUAACUUAAUGUUGUCAUAAUUUCUUUUUGUGAUUAUUAAUUUUUGUCUUAAAGACGCAGUCAAGAGUUUCUGUAUAAUUUCAAGCAGUCGGUAUGAGGUGGUGCUCAUAAGCUCUAUGUCAUCCAAUUGUAUACUACAUCAUCCAUUUUGUAUGUUAACAAACUUUAAUGUUCAGUUUUUACAAUAUGUAACAAAUCCACCACGUAACAUAUCAUAGAAAUGUGGUGUUUCGUUAACAUCACAGAUUGCAUUGUUAAUGUUUGUGUAUGUUUAUUCAAAAGCACUGCCUUUCUCCAAAUUAAGCUCAGAGUAAUGUAUCUCAGCAUAACACCAUCCCUCUCUGUUCAGUCUAGUUUAGUGUUGGCCAUCUGUAUGUUGUAAUAAUUGUAAUAUUGUUUGAGCAACAAAUAAUAAACAGCAUCUAAUUUGGUGAU